Messenger RNA from Microthlaspi erraticum, 1104 nucleotides. Lineage: Eukaryota; Viridiplantae; Streptophyta; Magnoliopsida; Brassicales; Brassicaceae. The record is from the annotation of a GenBank genome assembly.
AUGAGUUCUUCACCUUCCUCUUCCUCUUCUACUUCCUCUCGCAGUAUGUUUCUGGAUUCAGGAUUUUUGAUGGGACAGAAAGAAGUAACAAGAAUCUUGAUUCUGUUUCUUGGUUUCACUGCUUCAUGUCUGGUUUUAUAUAAAACAGCUUAUCCUCUGCAACGACUUGAGGUCAACAAUCUCACCUCUCUUCUCGCUACUCAAUCUCCACCAUCCCCGAAUCUCAACUCAUCAGAGACUUCUCCAGAAACAACAACAAAACGAAAGAUCAGUUUCAAGGAGAUUUUGGAGAAAGCUUCGACUAAGAACAAUACAGUGAUAAUAACGACACUGAAUCAAGCUUGGGCAGAGCCAAACUCUCUGUUCGAUCUCUUCUUAGAGAGUUUCCGUAUCGGACAAGGAACACAACAGCUUCUGAAACAUGUGGUUGUGGUUUGCUUGGAUCCCAAGGCGUUUGAACGAUGCUCACAGCUUCAUACUAACUGCUACCACAUUGAAACCUCGGAAACUGAUUUCUCCGGCGAGAAAGUUUACAACACUCCUGAUUAUCUCAAGAUGAUGUGGCGCAGAAUCGAGCUUCUCACACAAGUUCUCGAGAUGGGUUUCAACUUCAUUUUUACGGAUGCAGAUAUAAUGUGGCUUAGAGAUCCAUUUCCUCGACUGUAUCCAGAUGGAGAUUUUCAAAUGGCUUGUGAUAGAUUCUUCGGAAAUCCUUUUGAUUCAGACAACUGGGUCAAUGGAGGUUUCACAUACGUAAGAUCAAACAAUCGAAGCAUAGAGUUCUACAAAUUCUGGCACAAAUCUCGUUUGGAGUAUCCAGAGUUACACGAUCAGGAUGUGUUCAACAGAAUCAAGCACAAGCCUUUUAUCUCUGAGAUUGGAAUCCAGAUGAGAUUCUUUGAUACGGUUUACUUUGGUGGGUUUUGUCAAACGAGCAGAGACAUAAACUUGGUUUGCACAAUGCAUGCUAAUUGCUGCAUUGGAUUAGAGAAGAAGCUUCAUGAUCUGAAUCUUGUUCUUGAUGAUUGGAGAAAGUAUCUGUCUUUGUCGGAAGAUGUGCAGAACACGACUUGGAGUGUUCCUAUGAAGUGUUUGGAAGAUUGA